GCAUGGUUUGCAAAACAACCUCACGCGUGGCUUUGUUGCCAUCCCUUGCAACGAUGCUGACCAGAUUAUGCCACUGGUACGGCACAUUGUUUGCUGCACAAAGCUUAGCUUUGUUUAUGGGGCGAUUGCUUUGUGUAUAUUGUGCUGUUGUUAAGUACUUGACCUAUUGAAUAUACCCGUCCUCAGUGUUCUACGACGCGUUGGUGAAUGAAGUCAAGUUAACGCAUCUCUCUCUGCACUCUCCGUUCGUAUCUGAAUUCCUGAAGAAGAAGCACAAGAUGCUGUUUCCCAUCAUGCUCUCCCUCCUAUCGCUGUCAGCGCACGCGAUCGCCUCACCACUAAAGCGCAGCACCAUCUGCGCUGCCGACAUUGUUCGAGUCGAUCCUAGUACGGCAUCUUGCGACAGCGCUCCAGCGGCUGGUGAAUGCCGAACCGCCGACCAGGCAGCACCGUACAUCGCCAUCUCCUAUAUCAACUACGGCAUCCAGUCGUUCGGGGAGCAAGCAGCACUACUAGCCCUUAUGCUCUACGAAAGCGGCGACUUCAAAUACGCAAUCAACCACUAUCCCGGCGUUCCCGGCCAAGGCACCCGGAACAUGCAGUCACCGGCGUACAACUUGCAGUAUGCAGAGUUUCUGGCCAAAGUCUGCACCAAUUGCGGAAUUACACCUGCAGAGGUGCAGUCUGCGCAGGCGCAAGGGCCGGCUGCGGUGCUUGCGCUUGUGAACACGGAUGAAUGGAGUUUCGGCUCUGCGGCGUGGUUCUUGGUCACGCAGUGCAGUCCUACGGUAAGGCAAGGGCUUUCGGCCGGCACGCAGGCAGGGUGGGCGGCGUACCUGGCUUGCAUCGGAACGGAGGCGAAUGAGCAGCGAAAUCAGCUGUGGAGUGCUGCGAUUGCUUUGGGCCAGUGGUGAGCGAACGAUGGUUUCACAACGAAGGAUAUCUCGGCAAAUUGAUCAUAGCACGUGAAUUGGAUCUGUUCUCCAUCGCGCCGCAAUAGGUUCUGUAUCUUUUGCACAGC
This is a messenger RNA of Baudoinia panamericana UAMH 10762, 1021 nucleotides long. RefSeq lists its product as uncharacterized. The record is from RefSeq and is a predicted model, not a curated record. The transcript has a single exon. The coding region runs from base 279 to 914 and encodes 211 amino acids. NCBI's taxonomy places the organism in Eukaryota, Fungi, Ascomycota, Dothideomycetes, Mycosphaerellales, Teratosphaeriaceae.